AUGAAGUUUGCAGGGGUGAAUCAGGCUGGUGUGCAGGCGGCACAGGCGGGCGGCGGCGCGGGCGACAACGGCGACACUGGCAGCAGCGUAGUGCCGGCGGCCGCCGCGGAGGCAGCAGUGGCAACCAGCAGCAGCGACGCCGCGCCCAGCACGGCGCAGCAGCAUGCGGCCCCGCCCACCGCGGCGCCCUUGGCAGCAGCGGACGCCUCGGCAGCAGCUGACGCGCCUGCGGCCGCGGCGCCCUCGCGGUCGCCGUCCGCGUCCCCCGAGCCCGGCCAGAGAGGCGGCAGCAACUUUGCGAAGCGCGUCGUGUCGGGUGUGCUGCUGGGCGCCGCCGCCGCGGUCAUCAUCGCGUACGGCCGCCUGCCGUUUCUCGCGACCACCCUGUUCGUCGUUUACCAUGCGACCCGGGAGUACUUUGGCUUCCUGACCAGCAAGGGCAUCUCCCAGGGCAUGACCCCGCCGCCGCCGUUUGUCAGCGCCGUCACCACGGUGCUGUGCCUCAGCAUCGCCGCGCUGACGCACGUGACGGGCAUCAAGAGCGGCACGGCGAUGUGCGUCGCGGCGUUCCUGCUGCUGGCGGUCAACGUGAUCGCCAAUCGCAAGCCGACGUUCAGCCAGCUGACAAGCUCGGUGUUUGGCCUCUUCUACUGCGGCUACCUGCCCUGCUUCUGGGUCAAGCUGCGCAACCUGGCGGUGGCCGCUCCUGAAGUGCACAUCCCGGCCGUGGCGCAGCUGCUGCCGCCGCUGAGCGUCGGCCUCGUGGCCACGCUGACCACGGUGGCCUGCAUCAUCGCCGCCGACACGGGCGCGUACUUUGUGGGCAAGAACCUUGGACGCACGAAGCUCACGGACAUCAGCCCCAAGAAGACGGUGGAGGGCGCCCUCGGCGGCAUGGCCUCGGCCGUCGCGGCGGCGCUCGCGCUGCGCGCCGUGUUUGGCUGGCCGGGGGGCGCGGCGGCGGCGGCGGGGUACGGCGUUCUCAUGUUUGUGUCGUCGAUAUUUGGUGACCUCAUCGAGUCGAUCAUGAAGCGCGAGGCGGGCCUCAAGGUAGGGGUCGUGUCGUGA
Monoraphidium neglectum is the source of this 1068-nucleotide messenger RNA. RefSeq names its product phosphatidate cytidylyltransferase. The transcript has 5 exons. The record is from RefSeq and is a predicted model, not a curated record. Lineage: Eukaryota; Viridiplantae; Chlorophyta; Chlorophyceae; Sphaeropleales; Selenastraceae. Bases 1 to 1068 code for a protein of 355 amino acids.